This is a messenger RNA of Suillus subaureus, 1539 nucleotides long. RefSeq names its product permease for cytosine/purines, uracil, thiamine, allantoin-domain-containing protein. The transcript is spliced from 10 exons. Lineage: Eukaryota; Fungi; Basidiomycota; Agaricomycetes; Boletales; Suillaceae. Gene Ontology annotation, cellular component: plasma membrane; fungal-type vacuole membrane. Gene Ontology annotation, biological process: transmembrane transport. The record is from RefSeq and is a predicted model, not a curated record. Bases 1 to 1539 code for a protein of 512 amino acids. Gene Ontology annotation, molecular function: transmembrane transporter activity.
AUGUCUGUCUUCCCAGGCCAUUACGCAGAGGAUGAGGAGAAAUUUGUCGCCGGACUUGAAGAUGCUCAAGAUGCGUACACGAUUGAGGCAGUGCCAAAUCGCGUGAUCGUCAGGUGUUUUGGUAAAUUAGGACCUCUUCUAUCGAGACUCUUCGCAAGCGGUAUCGAGGCCCGUGGAGUAGAGCGUAUGCCAGAAAACCAGCGAGAGUCAAAAAAUGCCUGGAACAACAUCCUAAUGUGGUGGUCUGUUAACACAGUGUUUGAUAUCAUUCCCAUAGGCGUGCUCGCACAGUCAACUUUUACUUUGAGUUUCGGUAAUGCUGUAGCUACCAUCCUCUGCUUCGGUACUCUCGGGGCCAUCGCGACAGCGUUUGUUGCUACUCUCGGCCCCAUAACGGGCCUCCGCACCAUGGUCAUCACUCGUUUCAGCUCGGGAUAUCUCGGUUGUACCAUCUACUCAGUCCUCAACAUCCUCACGCAGUUUGGCUUUGCCACAACGACUGUUAUCCUCGGAGGUCAAACGCUGUCCAACAUCAACCCUGGUACCCUUCCGUCCGUCGUUGGAAUCAUCAUCAUUGGUGUGUGCUCCCUCAUCCCGUGCGUUGUCGGGUACAACAUGGUGCACGUCUAUGAGCGCUAUGCAUGGAUAAUUACCCUGAUCAGCAUGCUCUUCCUCUGGGGUCUUGGUGGAAAAGCCGGAUAUGACAUCAACGCGCAAAAGCCACUUGAGGACACAGGGCACGCCCUCUCAGCAGACAUUCUCAGCUUCGGCGGGAUCGUAUUCGGCUUAUUCACUGGGUGGGCGCCAGUUGCGGCGGACUUUAACUGUCGGCUGCCUGCUGAUACACCACCUAUGCGCGUAUUUCUGCUUACGUUCUUCGGCUUAUUCAUCCCUAUCUGCUUUGUCGGGAUUCUCGGUGCCGCCCUUAUGACCAUCACAGACCCUGCAUACGUCGCGGCGUUCAGAGGCGGCUCGACAGGCGGCCUUGUUGCGCAGGUCCUCUCGCCAUUGGGUCAUUUUGGCCAGUUCAUCCUCGUCCUGCUCGCGCUUUCUCUCAUUGCCAACAACAUCCCGAAUACUUACUCCGCGGGCUUGUCCAUGCAGGCACUUGGACGCCCGUUCGCCAUUAUUCCGCGCUUCUUCUGGGUACUGCUAACCUUCGUGGUGUACACUGCAGCUGGUAUUGCAGGCCACGAGCAUUUUAUUACUAUUCUUUCUAAUUUCCUCAGGAUUCUUAGUGACUGGACGGCAUUCUUCAUUGUGAUCGUAGCUGAGGAACACUUCAUCUUCCGGCGGAAAAACGGGCCACUUGGUGGGUACAACUUGGAUGAUUAUGAUACGCCAUCAAAACUACCAGUAGGCGUAGCGGGUAUCCUUGCAGGGUGCUUUGGUGUCGCAGGUGCUGUCAUCGGGAUGUCACAGGCGGGCCCACUUGGAGAGAUGGUAGGAGCAGAGAUCGGGUUUGAGCUUGCAGCAGCGUUCUCAGCUGUUACUUACUUUCCAUUGCGUGCGCUUGAAAUUAGGCUCACUGGUCGAUGA